This is a messenger RNA of Cydia strobilella, 2536 nucleotides long. RefSeq names its product SH3 domain-containing protein 19. The coding region runs from base 165 to 1640 and encodes 491 amino acids. The transcript has 4 exons. The record is from RefSeq and is a predicted model, not a curated record. Lineage: Eukaryota; Metazoa; Arthropoda; Insecta; Lepidoptera; Tortricidae. Gene Ontology annotation, biological process: plasma membrane tubulation; endocytosis; actin cortical patch localization. Gene Ontology annotation, cellular component: actin cortical patch. Gene Ontology annotation, molecular function: lipid binding; protein binding.
UCCUAGAAACAAUACAAUUUUCUUGGAAAGUCGUGGUUAAUGUAAUUUUAUGUAAUGUGUAAUAGUACCAAAAUUGGUUUGUGACUCUAAAAGGCAUUGAUGUUUUAAUGUUGUAGUUGACUAACCACCGUUUUGCGAUGAAAUAGCACUGUGCCGUUCAAAUAAUGGAUUUAUUUAAACAGGGAAUUAAGGGUCCGACUAGACAAGCUCCAGCUGUGCCAGGCACUGGUGUCAAUCGCUACUCACCAGUGACCAAUUGGAAUGAUGAUCCUUUUGGUUCCGAUUUAUUUGAGCCAACACCACAAUUUGCUCACAAAAAGAUGCCACCUUCACGGCCACCACCACCCAAGGUGAACAGCAGGCAGCCAGACAUCCCGGUGAAACCUUCCCACUUUAUGAGAAAGCCAACAGUUCUUACGUCACUACUAUCCAGGAAAAGCAAAACACCAGUCACCAACCAAAGUAGUCAUAUCAUUAAUACUAACCACAAUAAUUUACUAAUGGAUGGAAACUGUGAACUGGAUACUAGCAAAAUGUUUCCAAGAUGUGAACCAAAGAAUGUUCAGACUGGUGCACUGAUAGACCUGUCUUCACCUCCUAGCUCUCCCACCUUCACAACAAGAUCUAGCAGUGAUGGCCUCAGUGUUGAUAGCUUCAGUUCCGAUGCCACCACCUCCACCAAUCACCACAAUGCAUUUAAUAAUGGAAAUGCUUCGCAGGCUGAGAGUGGGUUCGAAGAUGAUUUUGAUCUCUUUCUUCAUUCUAGAAAACAAAUGAAUAAAGAGGAUACUCUAGAUGAUUUUUCAGCAGUAGAUCCUUUCUCACCACCGCCAGCUUCCAAUAAGCCUCCUUUAUUAAAGAAGCCCACUUUAAGUAGAGAUCUGUUUGAAGUGUCCAGUGCUCCGAGUGUACCUGCACCAGCUCUCUCUGUGGGGCCUACUAUAAUAAGGGCAAAGCCAGCCCGACCCAAGCCCCCUGACAACUCUGCCUUGUUGAAGAGUUCCAUCGGAAGUCUGUCUGUCACCUCAAUGAAUCUGAACACCACCACUCCAAUUCAGAAGAUAAACAAUGGUUUUGGAGAUAGCUUUGAUUCGAAACCGUUCAGUUGGGAGAGGGAGUCUCCGGAGCGAGAGGACCGCGAGAGCUCCCCGCCGAUGCCGACGAUCCCGCCGCCGCCGCCGCCCCCGGGCGCCGAGGACGAGCUCGCGGCGUGGCCCGACGAAACCGACUUCGCCUCCGAAGACUUACCUUCGGAUGAAGAACCUUACGCCAUCGCUCUGUUUGAUUACUUCACUGAUCACCCUGAGGAUUUAUGCUUUUCGGCCAAUUCAAAAAUCAGUCUAAUAAGACGAGUGGACGACGAAUGGCUGUACGGGAGGGUGCGAAGCGGGGCCUCGGGCCUGUUCCCCGCCAACUACGUGCAGGUGCGCGUGCCGCUGCCGCUGCCGGGCCCGGCGGAGGCGGAGGCGGAGGCGGAGGCGCGCGCGCUCUACGACUUGGAGCCCGAGCAGCCCGGCGACCUGCGCCUCCGCGCCGGCGACACCGUCGCCGUGCUCUCCAAGCUCAACGACGAGUGGUACUUCGGCGAGUGUAAUGGACUCAGAGGACAGUUCCCCCUUAAUUAUGUGCAAAUGAGCUAACUCGCCCUAGCUCUAGACGUAUCGUUUUGGUGCUGGUAUUUUUUAAACUAGUAAUGUGAUAAAAUAUACCGUUUUAAGACUGAAGUCUACUGUAUCGCUCGAAUGAUCCGAGUGCUGCUCCUUCGGGGUGGGGGAGGUAGGCGACAGGAACGUAAUGAAUAAUCUUGUUAAUUGAUAUUAGUGCAAUAUUGCCAUAAAUAUUUUAUUGAUAUCUUCGGUAGGGCUAAAAUAAAAUUUUCCAGAAAAACAAAAAAGGCUGCUUGAUUUAUGAUGAAAAAUCAGGUAGGCUCCUGUGAAGCCAUAAGUGUACAAUUAAUUUGCGUUUUCGCACUAAUGUUGCCAUUAUAACGUAGUUGUUUAGAUUAAGCACUUAUAAGGGCACUGUAUGAAAUAUUAGUUAUCGAUAGAACUGUUGAAUGUAAAUAAUUCGCAUUGUAAAUUCAGUAUUAAUAUAUGUGUUGUAUAUUGUAGCAGUAUGGUGUCAUGUCUCGAUCAGGCUUUGGACAAAUUUAUUUUUUGUGAGGUGAGUAAGUAACCAUAUAUUUUGCUACAUGCAAAGUGUGGUUUACUUGGGCCGAUAAUAACUGCAACAAUUGUUUUGUGUCGUAUGAUUAAUAAGCAUUGUUUUUGUAGUUAGAAUGCACCGCAGGUCGUCACUAAAUCAUAGGAAUGGUAACUAGUUUGUUAUUAAUGUUAUUAUUCGGUCUCACUAUUCAAAAAAUAAAUCAUAACAACAGUGAUGCAUCUUGUAGUAGUCGUAGUUAUGAUAUGUUUGUUUCCUGUUAUAUAAUUUCAAAGGGACCAUAAUAUUAAGUGCCUUAAGUAUAUUGUCUCCAACCCAAUAAUUUGUAUAUAAAUGAUCUUAUUUAUGUAGUUAUAAUAAAAUCUAAUACCAA